AUGGCCACUGUUGGCUUACACACCAGCCACACAACACUCUACACACCAUACACACACACUUCAAUGGAAUCCAUUCCACCACCCCCACCCAAGCAACCUCGUGGGAGGUCACGUAAGAUGAGAAACUACUAUCAAAAGACCGGAAUUGUGUCACCACCCUUUAGAGUGAAAGACAUGAAAACUGCAUUGAAUGACCACCAAGAGAGGGUAAGGGGUGUUAAAGAUCCCUGGGUGGGGGAAGCAAUAACCCUUGCUGAGAGGGAAGUUGAGGCAGCCAUAUUUGCUGCACUCAAAAAUACAGUUCGCAUUGACAUAGACUACAGAGAUGUGGCAAGUCAUAACGAUAAGGCUACCAACAAACAAGGGACACAGACCAACAUGAGGGAUAUUGAAUUCCCCACCCCCCCAAUUGAGAAAAUAUUGCUGGACAAUCGUCAUGGAGCUGCUAUAGAGGACAGGAAUGGAGUACUCCUGGCAAUUCGUCUCCCAGGAGUAUUUGAAUUCAUUCAUGACAAAAUUACGGAUGCGGGGGCUAAAUUCAGUCAUCAAUAUGGCUUUCCCACUUCAAAAUACCGCACCAAUUUCAAGGAAGAUGUUUCUAAACUGUUCAAAAGUGGCCAAGCCCACUUUGCUUACUGGCAAGGCCUUGGUAGGAAGGAUCUGCAUCCAGUUGUGAGCAGGGACUCAAAGAAAUUUCUGAAAACCGUCAGGGAGUUUCAUGACAAAUGUGAACCCCUUUAUCAUAUUCUCAAUCUUUAUUCGGAGAGAAUAGCACCAAAUCUUUGCAAGCAAAGCAGGAAGAUUUGGCAAUCUGUUAGGGACUUCAGAGACCCUGAUGGGUACCUCAGCCGUGUCAAAAGCCAUUUUUUCAGCCAUGCUGUGCAUUUUAACUCUGACACACAGUACCAUACAUCAGCAAAAGUCUGUUAUGCUCCAGAGCAUCAAGAGUGGCUGGAGCAUGUGGGAGACAAAACAGCAGAUUGGGC
This is a messenger RNA of Cantharellus anzutake, 986 nucleotides long. RefSeq lists its product as uncharacterized. The record is from RefSeq and is a predicted model, not a curated record. The annotation marks the transcript as partial. The transcript is spliced from 6 exons. Lineage: Eukaryota; Fungi; Basidiomycota; Agaricomycetes; Cantharellales; Hydnaceae.